This is a messenger RNA of Misgurnus anguillicaudatus (oriental weatherfish), 2960 nucleotides long. It is a transcript of the gene afg3l1, whose product is annotated as AFG3-like AAA ATPase 1. Gene Ontology annotation, molecular function: ATP-dependent peptidase activity; zinc ion binding; metalloendopeptidase activity. The record is from RefSeq and is a predicted model, not a curated record. Gene Ontology annotation, biological process: mitochondrial protein processing. Gene Ontology annotation, cellular component: membrane; m-AAA complex. Lineage: Eukaryota; Metazoa; Chordata; Actinopteri; Cypriniformes; Cobitidae.
GCAGCCAGUGGGGUCCUGCUUGUGUAAAUGUCACUGAGUGUAGCGGUUACUCAACUCAUGGGGUUCAGGUCGGAUUGAGUGUAAUGAAAAGUUGUCUAUCAGAGUGAUUUUAAGGUGAAGUAGCUGGAGGAUGGCUCUCAUGGCAGGGCUUCUCUCCGCGGCUGCUGUCUCUCUGCGCUCCGGAUCGAGAGCUUUAAUGCGAUUCAACACACGAGCUACUGCCCAUCAGCAGUUAUUAGCCCUCAAACACUUGAAACCAUCUGCAUCCAUAGGGAAUAUCUACUCAUACCCACGUUUACUGUAUUCCACUGACCCACCUAAAGAUGGAAAAGCAAGUGGACAAGAGUCUGGUGGAGGGAAAUGGAGGAAAGGAGGUAAAAAAGACUGGAAGAGCCGAUUACUCCAGGGAGAUGUGCCAUGGGACGAUAAGGAUUUUCGGUAUAUUUUGAUCACAGCAGGAGGUGUUGCAUCUGUUUUGCUCUACCUGUACCUCAGAGAUCCAGGGAGAGAGAUCACAUGGAAGGAUUUUGUCCAUCGGUACCUGGGAAGAGGCCUGGUCGAACGUUUAGAGGUGGUGAACAAACAGUUUGUCAGGGUCAUAUUGGUACCCGAGGCUGAUACCACAGAAAGCUAUGUGUGGUUUAACAUUGGCAGUGUGGACUCAUUCGAGCGCAAUCUGGAAGCUGCUCAUUAUGAACUGGGUCUGGAGCCGUCCCAUCGAGCAUCUGUGGUUUAUACCUCGGAGAGUGAUGGGUCUAUUCUCAUGAGUUUCAUUCCCACCCUGCUGUUGAUUGGCUUCUUACUUUUCACUCUACGGCGUGGGCCAAUGGGAGGAGGAAUGGGCGGUGGAAAAGGCGGACCAUUCAGCAUGAGCGAGUCCACCGCCAAGAUGAUGAACGACAACAUUGAGGUGAAGUUUAAGGACGUUGCUGGAUGUGAAGAGGCCAAGGUGGAGAUCAUGGAGUUCGUAAAUUUCCUCAAGAACCCGCAACAGUACCAGGACCUGGGUGCUAAGAUUCCUAAGGGUGCCGUGCUUUCAGGUCCGCCGGGCACAGGUAAAACACUUCUCGCUAAAGCCACUGCUGGGGAAGCCAAUGUGCCUUUCAUUACAGUCAACGGCUCAGAGUUUCUUGAGAUGUUUGUUGGAGUUGGACCGGCCCGAGUGAGAGACAUGUUCUCUAUGGCGAGAAAGAACGCUCCCUGCAUCCUCUUCAUCGAUGAGAUUGACGCCGUGGGGAGGAAAAGGGGUGGGGGGAAUUUCGGUGGCCAGAGCGAACAGGAAAACACCCUAAAUCAGCUGCUGGUCGAGAUGGACGGUUUUAAUACUAGCACAAACGUUGUAGUUCUGGCUGGUACAAACAGACCAGACGUCCUGGAUCCGGCAUUGAUGCGUCCGGGAAGAUUUGACAGGCAGAUUUACAUUGGACCACCUGAUAUUAAGGGUCGAGCGUCCAUCUUCAAAGUGCACCUUCGGCCUCUCAAACUGGAUCCCAGUCUGGAUAGUAAUGCUAUCGCGAGGAAGAUGGCAGCUGCCACACCUGGCUUCACUGGUGCUGAUAUUGCUAAUGUGUGUAAUGAAGCUGCCCUUAUUGCUGCCAGACAUCUGAAUGAAUAUAUCGAUGUUAAACACUUUGAGCAGGCCAUUGACAGAGUCAUUGGAGGUCUGGAGAAGAAGACGCAGGUCUUACAGCCCACUGAGAAGAAGACAGUAGCCUAUCACGAGGCAGGACAUGCAGUAGUGGGCUGGUUUCUCCAACAUGCUGACCCACUCCUCAAGGUUUCAAUAAUUCCCAGAGGGAAAGGUCUGGGCUAUGCACAAUACCUUCCGAAAGAGCAGUACUUAUAUACACGAGAGCAGCUGUUCGACAGGAUGUGUAUGAUGCUGGGUGGACGCGUGGCCGAGAAGGUGUUUUUCAGCAGAAUCACCACUGGUGCGCAUGAUGACCUAAAGAAGGUCACGCAGUCAGCAUACGCUCAGAUUGUGCAGUUUGGCAUGAGCGAGAAGGUUGGGCAGGUUUCAUUUGAUCUGCCCAGACAGGGUGAGAUGGUUCUGGAGAAGCCCUAUAGUGAAGCCACAGCAGAGCUUAUUGAUCAGGAGGUCAGAGAGCUGGUUGACAAGGCCUUCAGCAGGACUCUGGAGCUUAUCACUGAGAAACGAGAGCAGGUGGAGAUGGUUGGACGGCGUCUGCUAGAAAAAGAAGUUCUAGACAAAGCUGAUAUGGUCGAGUUGCUGGGGCCCAGGCCAUUUGAGGAGAAGUCCACAUAUGAGGAAUUUGUAGAGGGCACGGGCAGCUUUGAAGAAGACACAAGCCUUCCAGAAGGCUUGAAGGACUGGAACCAAGACAGAAGAGAAAAUCAGGAGGAGACACCGGCCUCACAGGAAAAGCAGGCUGCUUGAAAUGAACAUUUGAAAAUACUUUCCACCUGACUGGGUCACUCACUUGCCUUACUGCGGUCAAUCUGUGAGACAGGAGCGUCAGUUAUCUUGGCUUCAUAUACAAAGAAUGUGAUUUUUCUUGGAAUUUCCAUUUGGCAUCCAGUGUUAACCAAAAGCAGGGAUCGACUUCUGAGGUUCAGAUGCCUUAAUUUGUUGAUAUACACCAUGACGAUUUCAAUACCCAGGCCAGCACUAAUGUCUGUACGUUAACUCGGACUUUGGGACAGAUUAAGAACCUAAAAUUAUGUUUCGUUAUUUCAAUCCUUCGGUGUCUGCCAUUGCAUCAUAGACUAAAUUUAAUCUUUUUAUCUGCUUUUAUCUUCCUCUUUAUAUAGAAAUGGAAGAAAAAUCUGUAUAUUUGUACAAUUGUGUGUGUGUUCUGGUUAAAAAAUGUUUUGAAUUUGUACUUAUUUAAUUAAAUGAAAGAGGUCAUCUCAGUUUUCCCUGAACUGUAUCCCUGUACAUUAAACACAGCUAUUACCUCAUAAGUAAGGUAAGGAACAUUAAAUAUUGAUUUGAAAGA